GAGCGCCGUGAGUUCUACAAAGCCUUCGUCACGCCAGAGGUUGUUGACGCUAGCAAGGCUCAUGCGGAAAUCGGCGAGGGUUACCUUGUUGUCGAGGCGCCUCUGUACAAGUAGUGACGAGAUUUCCGCUCUCUAUCGUGAUCGAUGUGUUGCAUCAAUGAAAUUUUGUACUCUCCCGUCGUGCUCUCCUCAGGAGUUGUGUUCUUUUUUCCAUGCGUCGGUCCGUUCUGCUGAGGCUCCAUCAUUAACUUUGCAAAUGAGACCGGAUUUCUCCAGCAGGUGUGUUGGGAUGUCGAAAGUUUGA
Messenger RNA from Hydatigera taeniaeformis, 304 nucleotides. NCBI's taxonomy places the organism in Eukaryota, Metazoa, Platyhelminthes, Cestoda, Cyclophyllidea, Taeniidae. The record is from the annotation of a GenBank genome assembly.